AUGGAUAUAAACCACGAACUAUUCAAAGCUGUUCAAGAAGAAAAUAUUGUAAUGCUUCGGGCGUUAUUAGAUGGUGGUGCUGAUCCUAAUCAUUACGUUCAGCACGAUGAUGGAUCUGAUGGUUCACUCCUUCAUUAUACCCGAUCCAAAGACAUUGCUGAGGAACUUUUAAAGCACGGUGCAAUUGUCGAUUCUAGAGAUUGGUAUGGUUCAACGCCAUUAUUCUCUGCUGUUCAGAAAGGUUUAUUAGAUGUUGUCAGAGUGCUGUUAAAUGGCGGUGCAUCGCUAAAUGCAAUGGAUGGAUUAGGGGAGCAUCUCCUUAGUCGCGCUAUACGUUACUGCGAAGGAAAUUUAGAAAUACUAAGAACCCUUUUAAUAUGUGGAGCUAAUGUUAAUAGCCACUUCUCAAACCAUUUCCCACCAUUACACAUAGCUGUUUUAGCCAAUAGAGUAGAUAUUAUUGAUACAUUACUCUUAUUUGGUGCCUCUCUUAACCAGAGGGAUGUAGUUGGCUUAACUGCGUUGCACCUUGCUUUGCGUAAUUCCGGUGUGAAACUUCCAACUAUAAAAAAAUUGUUAGACGCUGGUGCUGAUGUAAAUAGUGAAUAUUCCCAUCACUGUUAUCCAAUUGAUCUAGCUGUUACGUACAGGGACGUUGUGGUUGUCCGAGAACUUUUGAAGUACGGAGCAAAAAUUAACGCGGAAAGUGAUUCUCCGAAUUCCACUUUAUAUAAGGCUGUAAAUCAUUGUAGCUCUGUUGAUGUUGCUCUGGUUCAGGAACUCCUCAAUCACGGAGCUAAAGCCGGUUCGUACAUGGCUUUUGCGAAGUCACCCGCAGAAUAUGCUGUCAAGCAACAUUUAAACAGUUUAAAAAUACCACCCUAUGUGAAAUUGUUAAUCAAGUACAGUACUGUUGAUUUCAUCGAAGUCUAUGAGAACUAUUCCUAUAGCCAAAUGAAAUUUUACUUAGAGAGAUUAGUAGAUUUUGCUAUAGAAUGUAUAUGGGAAGUUGCUAAAAUGCGCAAUGUUAAGAUUUUUGGGAGAAUUUCAUUUUUUGAUAUCCUUAAGUAUUCUAUAGAUCAAAAAACAUAUUACGAAGAUUCUGUGAUAGAUAUUAAAAGCCAUGUGUUUGAUAUUCUGUCCUCUUGCAGGCUUUGGCUGCCUCAACAGCUACAAAUGCCAACACCUCCUUCCCAUAAUAACUCCCUUCCAAUUUCUAAUCUUUUUAAACCAAAUGGCUAG
Molecule: messenger RNA, 1242 nt
Organism: Parasteatoda tepidariorum (common house spider)
Lineage: Eukaryota; Metazoa; Arthropoda; Arachnida; Araneae; Theridiidae
Source: RefSeq, a predicted model, not a curated record